AUGGGGUCUCCAUUGGUUCAAAGAUUGUGUGCUUCCGUUGAUUCUAUUCGAUUUCUCUUAAUACAACGUCUUACCUUCCGUGGUCAUGAUGAGUAUGAGAAUUCAAGCAACCAAAGAAACUUUCUUAGGCUUUUACAAUUCCUUGUUGAUCACAAUGAACGGUUUCAAGCUGUAACACUGAAAUAUGCUCCUGAUAACCUCAAGUUGAUAUCACCAAAGAUUCAAAAAGACAUUGUAAAUGCUGCUGCAGUUGAAACAACUAAUGUUAUUAUAAGUGAUAUUGGUUAUUCCUUGUUUUCUAUUCUUGUUGAUGAAUAUCGUGAUGUAUCUGUUAAGGAGCAAAUGGUUGUUAUGUUUCGUCAUGUUGAUAACAAAGGGUAUGUGAUUGAAUGUUUCAUGGGUAUUGAACAUGUGGCUAGUACAACAGCUCUCUCAUUGAAGACAUCAAUUGAUGCGUUAUUUGCUAGACAUCAUUUUCUCAUAUCUCGAUUAUGUGGUCUAGGUUAUGAUGGGGCAAGUAAUAUGAAUGGAGAGUUCAAUGGUUUGAAAACACUUAUUAUGAAAGAUAGUCCACGUGCUUUUUAUGUUCACUACUUUGCUCAUCAACUUCAAUUGGCUCUUGUAUCUUUGGCAAAAGACCAUAGCAUAAUAGGUGCUUUCGUCACCUUAGUUUCCAAUGUGCUAAAUAUUGUUGGGGCAUCAUUAAAGCGUCGUGACAUUCUUCGAGAAAAACAAGCCCUCAAAGUUAUUGAAGCACUUAGCAAUGGUGAGCUCUCAAGCAGGCAACGCUUAAAUCAAGAACUUGGAGUUAGACGUCCAUGUGAUACCUCACACUAUGGUACUUUGCUUAACUUUGUUGCCAUGUUUUCAUCUAUAAUUGAUGUAUUGGAGGAAAUUUCAUAUGAUAGAGUGGGCAUUGAUCCGAAACAUGUAGCAUUUAUUUUGUUAGGAUUGCUGCAAUCAUUUGAUUUUGUGUUCAGUUUGCACUUGAUGAUGAUUAUACUUGGAAUUAAAAAUGAGUUGUUGCAAGCCUUACAAAGGGAUGAUCAAGAUAUUAUAAAUGCCAUGGAUUUAGUUGAAAUAUGCAAGCGAAACCUGUAG
This is a messenger RNA of Prunus mume (Japanese apricot), 1101 nucleotides long. RefSeq lists its product as uncharacterized. NCBI's taxonomy places the organism in Eukaryota, Viridiplantae, Streptophyta, Magnoliopsida, Rosales, Rosaceae. The record is from RefSeq and is a predicted model, not a curated record.